This is a messenger RNA of Salvelinus fontinalis (brook trout), 3159 nucleotides long. RefSeq names its product frizzled-5-like. Bases 369 to 2138 code for a protein of 589 amino acids. Gene Ontology annotation, molecular function: Wnt receptor activity; Wnt-protein binding. Gene Ontology annotation, biological process: canonical Wnt signaling pathway; non-canonical Wnt signaling pathway. The record is from RefSeq and is a predicted model, not a curated record. Lineage: Eukaryota; Metazoa; Chordata; Actinopteri; Salmoniformes; Salmonidae. Gene Ontology annotation, cellular component: plasma membrane. The transcript is spliced from 2 exons.
AGCGGCCAAGGUGUUGUUAGUCAGUAUGGUUAGGAGCCGGAGCAAGAAGACGCACGAGGGAAGACAGUCGUGGAGUAUAGAUUUUUUUUCAGAAAAUAGAGGCUGUUUCACUAAAUAUUGUUGAAAGAAAGAGUUUGGCGCAAGGAUUAGGCGUUUCUGCCUGAAAAUUCCGUCUAUAUUAUCGAGUCGAAAUGGACUUUAUUUGAUUGCACCGGAGGCGCGUUUCCUAAAGGUACACUGGGAGUGAAUUUCAGUGGUGGCAAGAUUAUCAGAUGGCGCUUCUAUCAUUGAUUGGCAUUGGAUAUUGAUGAGGUAGCUUACAUUUUCCCGUGUGAUCGACUUGCGUUGGAGGAGCUUCCAUAGCGACCAUGACGCACAACUGCCCUCUUUACAUCAGCGUUCUGUGUCUGCUCCUGCUGAUGCGCGCACAAUCGGUGCGCGCUGCCUCCAAGGCCAUCGUGUGUGAACCCAUCACGGUCCCCAUGUGCAAGGGCAUCGGCUACAACCUCACCUACACUCCCAACCAGUUUAACCACGACACUCAGGACGAGGUUGGGCUGGAGGUGCACCAGUUCUGGCCGCUGGUGCGCAUCCACUGUUCCCCUGACUUGCUCUUCUUCCUCUGCAGCAUGUACACCCCUAUCUGCAUCCCGGACUAUCGCAAGCCUCUGCCCCCGUGCCGCUCUGUGUGCGACCGGGCCAAGCGCGGCUGCUCCCCACUGAUGAGCCAGUAUGGUUUUGAAUGGCCCGAGAGGAUGAGCUGCGAGGGGCUGCCAGAGCUGGGUGAUGCUGACCGCCUCUGUAUGGACCGGAACAGCAGUGAUGUCACAACUCUGUCCCCAGGCCCGGCCUUCCCCCCGAAGCCUACCCCCAAGGCCCCCCACCGCAACCCAGCCCGCCGCAGGCCGCCUCUCCUGCCCAAACCCCACCACCAGGACUGUGAACAACGCGGCUGCCGCUGUCGCCACCCCCUGGUGUCUGUCAAGACUGAGGCCCGCUCACUGUACGGCCGCGGCGUCCACACAGGCCCCGUGGAGAACUGCGCCCAGCCCUGCCGUCAGCCCUACUUCUCCCCGGAUGAACACGCCUUCACCUCCCUCUGGAUCGGCCUGUGGUCGGUCCUCUGCUUCGUCUCGACCUUAACUACUGUGGUCACGUUCCUGAUUGACCGCGACCGCUUCUCCUACCCCGAGCUGCCUAUCGUCUACCUGGCUGCCUGCUACCUCUUCAUCUCCCUGGGAUACAUGGUGCGGCUGGCGGCGGGCCACGAGCGUGUGGCGUGCUCCGAGGACGGCGGGCACGUGCUGUAUGAUGCUUCGGGCCCUGCCGGCCUGUGCACCUUGGUGUUCCUGCUGGUCUACUUCUUUGGCAUGGCCGGCGCAAUCUGGUGGGUGGUACUCUCGCUCACCUGGUUCCUGGCGGCGGGCAUGAAGUGGGGCAACGAGGCCAUCGCCGGGUACUCGCAGUACUUCCACCUGGCCGCCUGGCUGGUGCCCAGCGUCAAGACCAUCGCCGUGCUGGCCCUGAGCGCUGCAGACGGAGACCCUGUGGCAGGGAUAUGCUACGUGGGCAACCAGAGUGUGGAGAGCCUGCGGGGCUUUGUGCUUGCACCCCUGGUGGUCUACCUCUUCACAGGCUCCCUCUUCCUCCUAGCGGGAUUUGUAUCGUUGUUCCGCAUCCGCAGCGUCAUCAAGCAGGGGGGGACCAAGACGGACAAGCUGGAGAAGCUGAUGUUAAGGCUGGGCCUCUUUACGGUCCUCUACACGGUCCCUGCCGCGGUGGUGGUGGCCUGUCUGGUGUAUGAACAGCACCUCAGGCCCCAGUGGGACAGGGGCCUUUCCUGCUCCUGCCAGGCUGAGAGAGAGAGGCUCGGCCUAGGGCCGGACCACGCCAUCUUCAUGCUGAAGUACUUUAUGAGCCUGGUGGUAGGGAUCACCUCAGGGGUGUGGGUGUGGUCUGGGAAGACUCUGGAGUCGUGGAGAAGGUUUCUGGGGAGAUGCUGCUGUUCAUGUCCCUGCUGGGGCCACAAACGGUCCAGCGCGUCAGUGUACAGCGAGGCCAGCACAUCCCUCACGACACGCACCGGGCUGCUCCCCUCGCAGUCUGACCACAAGUCCCUGUCGCACCCAUCUGUGUGACCAGACUGGCUGGAUGGACGCCUGUCAGACUCAUGGUGCUCCACAUAGUGGCUGUCGGAAAAAACUAGAUGGAUGUUCAUUUAACUUAUUGAACGGAUUGUAAAUUAUGGAAACUAUUGUCUUCACAUAAGGACAUUUAAACAAACUGUGGAAGUAUAGAAGAGUAUUUUGUAUUAUAUUUCCUCGUUCUCAUUCUAGACUCAUUGCAGGAGAUUUCCCCUGAAGUUAAAUUAUCUGGAAGGGGGAGAAAGUACACCUCAAUGUAUCUAGGAUUUUUAAAAUGACAUGUUUUGCUAAUCCAAUCAACAGUUAUGUCAUUAACCUAGAGAUAACUAAGUGGCAUGGUAUUCUUCUAUGCGUAAUGAAGAUGGAGAAUUGCUAUUUGUCAUUUUAUUUAGAAGUGGCCAUCCUAAAAGGACAUAUCACUCUUGAAAUGUUUAUGGACACAGUAACGCCUUGUUAGGAUGAAGAAAUUUCAAUAUGAAGUCAGUUUAAAAAAAACAGAUGAAUUGAGAGAAGUGUCACCACUCAAUGUCUUUUGUUUUACUCUUCCUGUUAAAUUGAUAUCCCAAGUAUACACAAAGGGUGAAAAGGUGUUUUAACUUUAAGGCAUUCAAGGAGUUGGUCUGAUUGGAAUCCAUAAUGUCAUCGUUUUCAACCUUGCUUGAGGAGCAAUACAGAUCCCCCCCACUUGUGCUAUGUCAUUACUUACCUGGACCACCUAUUUAGACAUGCCUUUAAAUCAGGUGAAAAGGAGACUGGAGUGCCUCUUUAAAAAAGGUGCAACUUCCCACUUCAGAAACAACUGUUGUAGCCUCUUCUGCCUCCAUGUGGUGGGUUCUAGUAAUUACAGCACAAACUUGUUUUUCUCUGCAAAUGUGUGAACCAUAAUCUACCUCUUAGUAAAACUACACUGGGAUUUCAUUUUCUCCACUACAUCAAGGGUUGUAUUAUCGUCCCAUUUAUCAAAUGGCCUUUAAAGUCUUAAAUACCUAAUAAAUCAACCGAAUGGAUCAGUGUA